This is a messenger RNA of Eremomyces bilateralis CBS 781.70, 1762 nucleotides long. RefSeq names its product camp-dependent protein kinase-like protein regulatory subunit. Gene Ontology annotation, biological process: regulation of protein phosphorylation. Gene Ontology annotation, cellular component: nucleus; cAMP-dependent protein kinase complex. The transcript has a single exon. Bases 263 to 1591 code for a protein of 442 amino acids. The record is from RefSeq and is a predicted model, not a curated record. Gene Ontology annotation, molecular function: cAMP-dependent protein kinase regulator activity. NCBI's taxonomy places the organism in Eukaryota, Fungi, Ascomycota, Dothideomycetes, Eremomycetales, Eremomycetaceae.
CUCGCUCGCACCAGGAAAAGAUUCCAGUUCAUCUUAUUCGAACAAAAUCCGGUGUCGUCGGACCAGCCGUCAUCAAAUCGAACCUGUUACCUCCCCCAACUCCAUACCAUCAUCAAUCCCCGCCAAAUCCUCCUCCCCAGCUACACCCCAGCUCCAAUCCUCUCCACGUCUCCUCCUCCCCCGCCGCACUACAGUCGGACUAUUGCAUAAUACAGCAUUACCCCGAUCCCUCGCUACCUCAUAAGUUGUAACCUCGAUCCUCAUGUCGCUUCCACCGGAAUACUUCCAUGAAAUCAAUACCCUCAACCGCGAAUUCAUCGAAGCCAGCCCUGACGACAUCCUUCAAUUCUGCGCCGACUACUUCCAACGCCGCCUCGCCUCGCAGCGGCACGAAUUCCUGGUCGCCAACCCGCAGUCGCGCAAGAGCGGCAUGGUCGACCCCAACAUCCGAGGAAUGCAAGCGUUGCAGGAAGAUGAGGCCGUCGCCUCCCCAACCGCGUCGUCUUUCCCUUCCAACCCUUUCGACACCACCAUGAACGCCUCCAACCCCCGCGAUGCUGGCAACGGAACCACCGCCGACGGCCAUCAAUUCAAUUUUGGCGGCUUCAGUGCAUCCGUUGGUGCCCCCCCAUCCGGAGGUGGCGACGCGUCCAACUUCCCCAAUAAUUACAACCUCAACCGUCGUAUCUCCGUCUCCGCCGAGUCCCUCGACCCGGCCUCGACCUUCAGCUCCAAUUGGGUCCCUCCAUUCUAUCCUAAGACCAAGGAACAACAAACCCGCCUCACCAACGCCGUGGCCCAGAACUUCCUCUUCGCCCACCUCGACGAGGAGCAGUCCUCCCAGGUUCUCGGCGCCCUACAGGAGAAGCGCAUCCCCGCCAAAGGCGUAAAAGUCAUCGAACAAGGCGCCGAGGGCGACAACUUCUACGUCGUCGAAUCCGGCACCUUCGACGUCUUUGUCCACCCCUCCGGCAAGAUCCAACCUGGCAUCGAGGGCCUCGGCAACAACGUCGGCACCGUCGGCGCCGGCGGUUCCUUCGGCGAGCUGGCCCUCAUGUACAACGCCCCGCGCGCCGCCUCCGUCGUGUCCGCCGAGUCCUCCACCCUCUGGGCGCUCGACCGCGUCACGUUCCGCCGCAUCCUGAUGGACAGCGCCUUCCAGCGCCGCCGGAUGUACGAGAAGUUCCUCGAGGAGGUCCCGCUGUUCGUGACCCUGACGCCGUACGAGCGCAGCAAGAUCGCCGACGCGCUGGAGAGCAAGAAAUACCCGCCCGGCACUACCAUCAUCCGCGAAGGGGACCCGGGCGACGCGUUCUACAUCGUCGAGCAGGGGGAAGCGGAGGUGUUCAAGCGCGGCGCCGACAAGCCCAUCAACCGGAUUGAGAAGGGCGGCUACUUCGGCGAGCUGGCGCUGCUCGACGAUCAGCCGCGCGCGGCGAGCGUCAUUAGCAAGUCCGAGGUGAAGGUUGCCACCAUGGGCAAGGACGCAUUCCAGAGAUUACUGGGGCCGGUGGAGAGCAUCAUGCGGCGGAACGAUCCGAGACGGGGCCAGGCGGGGAUGGAGGAGGUGGACCCGUUGUCGAAGGAGUGAUGUGGAUUCACCUGCAGAGUGAAGCGCAGCGGAGGAGCACUGUUCAUCCCUUGAAGACCAUAGAGCCACACUAAUCAUCCGGAGCGAUUCCAUGGCCAAAUCCGAGGUUUCGCAGCGCUUCCAUUCACGGCAUGAGAUCGAAUCGUUCAUCACGGUGGGAUACUCUCGGGA